This is a messenger RNA of Eriocheir sinensis (Chinese mitten crab), 2702 nucleotides long. Its product is annotated as sialic acid-binding Ig-like lectin 10. The coding region runs from base 1 to 1833 and encodes 610 amino acids. The transcript is spliced from 10 exons. The record is from RefSeq and is a predicted model, not a curated record. NCBI's taxonomy places the organism in Eukaryota, Metazoa, Arthropoda, Malacostraca, Decapoda, Varunidae. Gene Ontology annotation, molecular function: protein binding; nucleic acid binding; RNA-DNA hybrid ribonuclease activity.
AUGGCCCACAGCAUCCAGCGUGCCCUCCUCCUCCUGACAUCCGAGGGCUGGGAGGUAACCCUGCAGUGGGUGCCCUCACACUCAGGCAUACGAGGCAACGACAUCGCCGCCGCCGCCGCCAAGAUGAGCCUUGCGGAGGUAAACAUCACGCCGCUCCCCCUCCCACUCUCCACGGCCAAACGCCUCAUCUCCCGCACCUUCCACGCCUCCUGGGACGACAAGCUUGUCAACACCCUCCGCAUCACCUCCAUGGGCCAGUACCGCACCAACACCUCCCCACAGCUGUGGACACUGUACAAGACAUCCUCUUCCUCACGUGCUUUGCCUUCCCCUUCACCUGCCUCACCCGCGCUCUUUCUCCCUGCACAGACUCAGCACGAGGUCAACGUAAGUUCUUCUCGCGUGGCUCUCACAGCGUCCCGCCGCCACCACGGGCAGCGACUCUCCUGCACGGCGCUCAACCCUCUCUUCCCCGACCACCCCUUCACAGACUCCCUCCUGCUCAACGUGACAUAUCCGCCAGUAGCCUCGCUGGAGCUGGGUGGCAGGUCGGCUUCAGUACUGGUGCAUGAAGGAGAGGACGUCACCUUCACAUGCAAUGUGGACGCCAAUCCACCCUCAUACAAGACUACCUGGUACCUGGCGGAUCGCCCCAUCGUGGAGGGUCCCGGGGUGGAGAUCAGUGUUAGCAGACUGGCGCUCAGUAGUGUUACCAGACACCAGGCGGGCCCCUACACUUGCUCGGCAUCCAACGUGGAAGGUGACGCCCGCAGCACACCGCUCAACCUGACAGUAAACUAUGCACCCAUAUGCGAGGAGCCGCCGUCAGGGGAGACGCGGAAUCUCUACGUGGCAGGGGUGGGCCGGCCGGUGAAUGUGAGCUGCGGCGUGCUGGCCUCCCCGCCCUCUGUUAGGUUCUCGUGGGUGUUCAACAACUCGGUGGCCUCAGAACGACUUCCGGGCGACCAGGUAUUCACCACACCAGGUGGGCAAAGUGUGGCGGAGUUUCUUCCCAAGAUGCACCAGGACUCGGGGACAUUACAGUGCUGGGCCCAGAACAGCGUGGGGAGGAUGAUCCAACCCUGCCUGUUCGAGGUAGUGCCUGCAGGUCGUCCUCAACGCCCUAUGUCAUGUGAAGUUGUCAACAAGACGUACGACUCGCUGGGCGUGGCCUGCACUGCGGGCUUCGACGGAGGACUAAAGCAGAGCUUCUCCGCCAGGGUGUUUGAGAGCGUGACGGGCAUCGAGCAGCUGAACGUGACGUCGCACCAGUCUACCUUUACUUUGGAGGGUCUCACACCGGGCCUAGACUACGUGAUUCAGGUGUCGGCGCACAACGACCUCGGAGCCUCGCCCGCCGUCACCCUUGAGGCCUUCACCUACAAGACGGCAGAGAACAGAAUGCGGAACGAGAAGGUGGAGGAGGUGACGAUCCCCGAGACGGAGGACAGUCGUGGUGGAGGUGGUGAAGGACUUGUGACUGAAGCGGUGCUGGUGUCUGCUGUGGCUGCGGCGGUGGUGUUACUGCUAGCCACGGCGACGGUGGUGGUGCAGUGUGUGCUGAGGAGGGGGAGCCACCACCACCACCCUGACCUCACCACUCCCAAGGCCACAACGUCUGCUGGGCCAACGGCCAACGCUAGAUCUGCUGCCUCGGCUGCGUCCUUCGUUGUGAGUCAGCAGACACGCAGGACCUUUGCCGGUGGUCACCUCAGCGCCAUGAUGCACACCGAGGUCUCCCUUGAGCUGUCUGACUUGCUGAUGGGAGGAGCAUGUACCCCUCCGAUGCCCCCUCUGCCCCCCCUGCCGCCCCCUCCCGGCACUCGCAAAUGACAGUUUGCCACGUAUUGCCGGGCAGCGUGUGACCCCCUGAGCCCCCUCGUGGUGCACAGCCACCUCAUCAGGACGCCCGUGCCGCCGCCGCCGCCGCCCCUGAUGUACCCCAAAAUGGCGUGAGGUGAGGGUAAAGAGCAGUGAGUAACCCAUUAGGUGAGGAGGAAGGGGAGCGGAAGCGUGAUUCGGUGUUAAGUGAAAGUGGGAGGGAGGCUGGUACAAACUGACGUUAAUUGAUAAGCAGGAGGGAGGGUGACAGUUACCUGGCAUUGGCUGGGUGGUAAGACAGAAUUGGGAUAGGUAUGAGGCAGCUGGAUCUGGACGAAGUGGAUGCAGAGGACUGAAGAUUUUGGCGACAACAUACAAAAGUGGCCGAGAAGGGAGAAGACAUAAGAUUUUGAUUUGGGGUCAUUUGAAGAGGAGAGAAAACAGUGACCUGUCGUGGGUUGAGUGAUCAGUGAUAAGGGAAGUGCGACCUUGCAAGACUUAAGCAGGGUUACGGUGUAGCGCCCUGAGAGUGGGGGAGCGGCCCAGAAGUGCUGGUAACACUGGGUUAAAAAUAAAUGUAAGUUGACUAAGUUUUUUCAAAUGAUUUAGGACAAAUUUGCACCGCUGAAUCCGAAAAUUACUCUCGUUUCUCUCGAUCAGGUCAGGUUUUUGUGCUAAAUCGAUUAAAAAAAUCCAACUAAAUCGAUUACAUUUUUGUGACAUUUUCGGUUGAUUUUUGUUAAUAUUUAUCAUCCGAAAUAGGUUUUGAAGAUGAAAAAAAUCUUUUUCAAACACAAUGCAUAAAUUAAAUAUUACAAAAAUGAUAAGUGUACAUUGAAUAGUAGACAUUGACAAAGGUAAAUACAUGUAAAUUGGGUUUC